Pediculus humanus corporis (human body louse) is the source of this 1419-nucleotide messenger RNA. RefSeq lists its product as uncharacterized. The transcript is spliced from 5 exons. NCBI's taxonomy places the organism in Eukaryota, Metazoa, Arthropoda, Insecta, Psocodea, Pediculidae. The coding region runs from base 1 to 1419 and encodes 472 amino acids. Gene Ontology annotation, molecular function: sodium channel regulator activity. The record is from RefSeq and is a predicted model, not a curated record. Gene Ontology annotation, biological process: regulation of sodium ion transport.
AUGCCUAGAAGAGAGAAUAAAGAGCGUAUUAUACCAAAACAAAACAAAGCACUCGUCGCCGGAAUAUGUUCAUGUCAAUUAACGGUCGUUUUAAGUCUCGUCGCAUUUAUUUACCUUUCCGUGGCAAUUUAUAUGCCCUCGUUUAGAGCUUUUAAAUCUGGUUUCGAAACGAUUCCGGUCACUUGUCAAACCGUCGAAACUGUUAUGAUCAAUAAUUGCUCUUGGGCAUCGUGCGGAGAAUGGUGUUUGACAAAAACAACAGGAUUUUGUCCGCAAAUUCACGUCACCGUCAGAAAAAAUGGAACGGAUAUGAUAUUGGAAAAUUGUUCGAGAAUGAGUAGGAGUUCUUGUCCACCGGCCAAACCAGAAACCCUUCACAAAUACAAUUGCAAUAACGGUAAAGAAUGUAAUUCGCUGACGGGAUUAUUUAAUUGUUCUUUAGGACAUUGCAUUAACAUAUCGCAAAUAUAUUUAUGCGAUUAUAAAACGGAAUCCAUAUUUAUCGACAGCGAAAAAGAUAACACGAAAUUAAACGGAUUUUUCGAAUGUAAAAAUUCGAGGUGUGCAAAAAUUAAAAAGGCAAUGACGUGCGACAGAUACUGUCAAAAAAUUACGACUUCAGGUAUGAACGUUUACAUAUCUUACGACAACGACGUUUAUUCGCUGGAUUGUCAAAAAAUGUUCAGCGAUGAGGAAUCUAAAAAAGAAAUUUGGUCAGAAGAAAGGUACAGUGAUGUUCUCUUUGUGUCCUGUACAAAAGUUGAUAAGGUCGACAACAUGACAUUAAGAGGGAACGAUUGCAUCAAUGGAACCCUUGUACCAGAAUCUUCGAUUCCGACUCCAUUUAUCAAUCAUACUUUAUUUUGGACGAUAUACCAUAACAGUACAAAAUCAUUUGAUACAACGGAUGAAUUUCUACCCGAUCAAAAAUCUUUAACCAUUUACAACAUAAGCAGACUUUACAUUAAUUUAGACGGCUGCGUAAAUACUUUAAAGGGAGAAUGCAAAGAAUUUUUGUCAACCCACGGCAAAGAUGGAAGAAAUAGAACGGCAUAUUCUAGAUUUCCCUGCUUUUACAAUAAGGAAAAUUCGGCAAAGGCCAUAGCUAGAUUCGAUCUCGAUAAAACCUGGAGGGAGUUUUUAAUCGCUCUCGUAAUACCGUCUGUUUUUUUUAUCAUAUCAUUUGUAACGUUAAUAAUGAUAACUAGGUCUGUCAAAGUUGGAGAGGAUACCGUACUUCGAUGCGAACUAUUUGAAAAUGCGAGAGUGAGACACAGGAACAGAGUGACGAUAACAAAAGAAGUUAUUAAAGAAUUCGACAACGAAGAAGAAUAUGAAUUUGAAGAAAUGGGGGGCGAAAAUCAAAAAAAUAACGUAAGAAAAUCUCAAGGAAAUAAUGGUGGAGCUAUGGUUCUAUAG